AUGGUUCGCGAGCCGAGAAAAGAGAUCACGACCGACGCAGAUUUCUCGGAGCGUGAGAAGGAGUCCCUUUACGAUCUGCUAGAGUACUGGGUCACCAUGAGGCCCAGCGGCGGGCCAACGGCCAUCACCAACAAGAAGAAGGAACAGUUGUCUGUCCCGGCCGGAAAGCUCAACAGCCACCUCCCCAUUACCCCCAUGAAGCGAAAGAAGGGGCACGCCGAGCAGCUGAACCCAGCUCGUGCGCGGGGCGCCACGGCGUUCCUGAACGUUCACCUUGACGCCGGAACGUACGACGUUAGUUUCCUCUGGCGCGAUGGCAACUUUUCCACCAUCAACCAGCAGUACGUCGACCUGGACGAAGGCCUGACGAUGAAGAUGGCAAUCCGACGAGCCAUCCUGAACUACGACCAGUGCGAGACUGCACGGAUUGAGCAGUUCAACAAGGCCGUCGUCAUCUCCUUCUCCAAGACAGGGACGCAGGCAGUCCCUUCGGUGGACGAUGCCCACCGAGUCAACGGCCGGAUCAAGGUGGUCGAGCUGGCCUCGGACCACCUGUUGCAAAUCUCAGCCGACCUUGGGGAGAUUGGUAGAGACUGCGCGCGACUCCGGGUUGGCCAACUCCCAGUGGACUGUAAUGGGGAGAGCAACGGGAUACACACUCGCUUAGAGGAUAUUUACGUGUUUAUCUACCUGAAUGGUGUCUGA
Fusarium falciforme is the source of this 705-nucleotide messenger RNA. RefSeq lists its product as hypothetical. The transcript is spliced from 2 exons. NCBI's taxonomy places the organism in Eukaryota, Fungi, Ascomycota, Sordariomycetes, Hypocreales, Nectriaceae. The record is from RefSeq and is a predicted model, not a curated record. Bases 1 to 705 code for a protein of 234 amino acids.